CGCCGCCGCCGCUCCACCCGCAAAGGCCCGAGAGAAGCAGCACGCGGGAACCCAAGCCUUGGUGUAGCGCCCAUGGAAGCCCUUGUCAGGAGGGGCCUGCAGAGCCCCGACCAGGCGCUGCGGUUGCUGGGAGUGGCCAGGGCUAUAUGCGUGGGCCUCAGCAGGUCACUGCCCGCCCUGGCGGCCAGCGCAGAGCAGUUUGCAGAGCAAUACCCUAAACUGAAGCUCAAGGUCAACGGCAGGGAGGUAACAGUGCCGGAAGGGACGUCGGUGCUAAACGCCUGCAGGGAGGCGGGAGCCUACGUGCCGACGCUGUGCACGCACCCGCGGCUGCCCACGACGCCUGGAACCUGCCGCAUAUGCAUGGUGGAGACGGGGGGCGGGCAGCUCAAGCCAGCGUGCGCCACGCCUGCCUGGGAGGGCAUGGAGGUCCAGACGGCGACGGACAAGGUGCAGGAGAGCAUCCGUGGCGUGCUGUCGCUCAUGAAGGCAAACCACCCGUCCGACUGCAUGAACUGUGAUGCAUCGGGCCGCUGCGAGUUCCAGGACCUCAUCUCGCGGUACAACGUCAAGGAUGCCGACUUUGAGCACUUCCACGACUCCUCCUCCACAGCGCUCACCCUUGACCUAGAGAAGUGCAUCAAGUGCGGGCGGUGCGUGACGAUGUGCGGCCAGGUGCAGCAGAUGAAUGUGCUGGGCAUGAUCAACCGGUCGCGCAUGGCGCACCCGGGGGUGCUCAUAGAGGAGGCGCUCGACCACUCCAAGUGCAUAGAGUGCGGCCAAUGCUCCAGCGUGUGCCCCGUGGGCGCCAUCGUGGAGCACUCGGAGUGGCGGCAGGUGCUGGAUGCUCUGGAGAACAAGCAGAAGGUCAUGGUGGUGCAGACCGCGCCCAGCGUGCGGGUGUCGAUCGGCGAGGAGCUGGGGCUGGCGCCAGGCACGGUGGAGACUGGGCAGAUGGUGGCGGCGCAGCGCGCGCUGGGCUUCGACUACGUCUUCGACUCCGACUUCUCUGCUGACCUCACGAUCAUGGAGGAGGGUGAGCCGGGGUGGGGUGGCGGGGGUUGGUGGGUGGAGUGCGCGCACGGCCACGCCCCGGGCCCGCUGCCCAUGUUCACUUCCUGCUGUCCCGCGUGGAUCAACCUGGUGGAGAAGUCCUAUCCGGAGCUCAUCCCGCACCUCAGCAGCUGCAAGAGCCCGCAGAUGAUGAUGGGGGCCGUGGUGAAACACUACUGGGCCAAAAAGAAAGGGCUGAAGCCAGAGGAUGUGUGCCUGGUGGGCAUCAUGCCUUGCACCGCCAAGAAGCACGAGACGGAGCGCAAGGAGUUUAGGAACGAGAACGGCGCCUACGACUGCGACUACGUGAUCACCACGCGCGAGUUUGGGCACAUGCUGCGCCACAAGAAGAUCCCCAUGCCAUCUCUGAAGCCAGAGGAGUUUGACAACCCGCUGGGAGAGGCCACGGGGGCGGCGGCGCUGUUUGGCGCCACCGGCGGCGUCAUGGAGGCCGCCAUUCGCACCGCCUACGAGAUCGCCGCAGGCGAGCCCCUGCCCAAGCUUGAGGUGGAGGCGGUGAGGGGGGUGAAGGGCGUGAAGGAGGCCACCCUCACGCUGCCAGCCAACGACACCACCCUCAAGGCGGGGGUGGCGGGCAAGGAGAUCCGAGUGGCGGUGGCCUCUGGCAUCGGCAAUGCGCGCCACCUGCUGCAGCGCAUCCAGGCGGGCGAGGCGCACUACGACUUUGUCGAGGUCAUGGCCUGCCCCGGUGGCUGCAUCGGCGGCGGCGGCCAGCCCAAGACACAUGACCCGGAUGCGGUGCUGAAGCGCAUGGGAGCCAUCUACCAGGUGGACAAGAGCCUGGCGCUGCGCAAAAGCCACGAGAACCCUUCCAUCCACAAGAUCUACGCUGAGUUCUUGGGGCAACCGGGGGGAGAGCUGUCCCACAAGCUGCUGCACACCCACUACACCGACCACUCUGUGGACACCCUUCCCUCGGUGAGGGAGCUGGGGGGCAGCGGGGAGGUGGCCAAGCGCGCGGCGCUGACGGCGGCGGGGGAGAUGCGGUACAAGCGUAUCGCGAUGGUGGGCGACCCCAGUGCCAAGCGCUGA
Chlorella variabilis is the source of this 2106-nucleotide messenger RNA. RefSeq lists its product as hypothetical. The transcript is spliced from 18 exons. Bases 73 to 2106 code for a protein of 677 amino acids. The record is from RefSeq and is a predicted model, not a curated record. Lineage: Eukaryota; Viridiplantae; Chlorophyta; Trebouxiophyceae; Chlorellales; Chlorellaceae. Gene Ontology annotation, molecular function: iron ion binding; 4 iron, 4 sulfur cluster binding; ferredoxin hydrogenase activity.